Messenger RNA from Salvia hispanica, 768 nucleotides. RefSeq names its product non-specific lipid transfer protein GPI-anchored 3-like. Lineage: Eukaryota; Viridiplantae; Streptophyta; Magnoliopsida; Lamiales; Lamiaceae. The record is from RefSeq and is a predicted model, not a curated record.
UUUAUCAUGUACCAUGGCAAUUUCGAAAUCAUUAUUGGUGAACAUUUUGGUGAUAUGUUGGUUAGCAUUUGAAGUGAGCGGCGGCAGAGAGCUUCUGCCUUGCAUUCAUAAGCUGUUGCUGUGUGAGGCGUAUCUGAAGGGACCGGUGUCGCCACCAGCAGGAUGCUGUGUGCCGCUCAGAGAGAUGGGCAACAACGACGUCCCGUGCCUCUGCGAUGUCUUCAACAAUCAGCCCUUCUUGAAAACUCUCAACAUCACGCAGGCAGAAGCUCUCAAUCUUGCUCAAACUUGUGGUGCCAAUACUGAUACAUCCCUCUGCUCUCAAGAGGCUGCUGCACCUUCUGGUUCACCAUAUAUUCCAGCUGCACCUUCUUCAAAUAGUAGUUCGGAAACGAGCGCGGCGCCGAAGAAGAGCACCGUAUCUCUUGUUGGAGUCUCUCUGUUUCUGGCCGCCGUUUUCAGUAUUAUAGUUUCACUAUUUUAGGGAUAUACUACUAAUGUAGUAGCACUUGUUAGAAAUUUGGACUUUCACAUGACUAAUUUAAUGUGUAUGGUUAUUUUUCAGUUGCUCAAUUAAAGUGAUCUAAUAAAGAUUAAAGUUUGGGCUAAAGUGUAUUUAAUUGUUAUGGAAAUAAGUGUAGAUACCAUAAAGUGAUUUUUUAUUUGAUGAGGGACCGAAUAGAAAAUAAAGGGGUUUAUAUUUAAUAUAAAUAUAAGCUAGGGUUAUGGUUCCCAGACGUCAGAAGAACAUUCGAUAUCUCUAUAUUC